CUCGUCCCGCUGUGGAGAGGCGCGACUGGGCUUGCGCAGUGUCGACGCCAGCGCCGGCGCGCCGGGGUUUGAAAGGCCCAAGCCUCGCGCGCUUGCGCACUUCAGCCCGCGCAGGGCGCACCCCACCCCCUCCCACCCUCCCUGCCUCUCGGACCCCAGACCCUACCUUAUCCUUCUGGCCAGGCGAAGCCCACGACGUUGACAUGCCGGAGAUCCGCCUCCGCCAUGUCGUGUCCUGCAGCAGCCAGGACUCGACGCACUGUGCAGAAAAUCUUCUCAAGGCAGACACUUACCGAAAAUGGCGGGCAGCCAAGGCAGGCGAGAAGACCAUCUCUGUGGUUCUACAGUUGGAGAAGGAGGAGCAGAUACACAGUGUGGACAUUGGGAACGAUGGCUCAGCUUUCGUGGAGGUGCUGGUGGGCAGUUCAGCUGGAGGCGCUGGGGAGCAAGACUAUGAGGUCCUUCUGGUCACCUCAUCUUUCAUGUCCCCUUCUGAGAGCCGCAGUGGCUCAAACCCCAACCGCGUUCGCAUGUUUGGGCCUGACAAGCUGGUCCGGGCAGCCGCCGAGAAGCGCUGGGACCGGGUCAAAAUUGUCUGUAGCCAGCCCUACAGCAAGGACUCCCCCUUUGGCUUGAGUUUUGUACGGUUUCAUAGCCCCCCAGACAAAGAUGAGGCAGAGGCCCCGUCCCAGAAGGUGACAGUGACCAAGCUCGGCCAGUUCCGUGUGAAGGAGGAGGAUGAGAGUGCCAACUCUUUGAGGCCGGGGGCUCUCUUCUUCAGCCGGAUCAACAAGACAUCCCCAGUCACAGCCAGCGACCCGGCAGGACCCAGCUAUGCAGCUGCUACCCUCCAGGCCUCUAGUGCUGCCUCCUCAGCCUCUCCAGUCUCCAGGGCCAUAGGCAGCACCUCCAAGGUGAAAUCAUCAGACUUUGGUGGGGUGGAGGAGGAGAGAAGCUGGAGGCCUAACCCAUCCCCAUCCCCUCAGCCCCAGGAGUCUCCCAAAGGGAAGAGGAAGUUGGAUUUGAACCAAGAAGAAAAGAAGACCCCCAGCAAACCACCAGCCCAGCUGUCGCCAUCUGUUCCCAAGAGACCUAAAUUACCAGCUCCCAUUCGUACCCCAGCCGCAGUCCCAGUCCCUGCCCCAGCACAGGGGGCAGUGACAGGCAAGCCCCGAGGAGAAGGCACCGAGCCCAGACGACCCCGAGCUGGCCCAGAGGAGCUAGGGAAGAUCCUUCACGGUGUGGUAGUGGUGCUGAGUGGCUUCCAGAACCCAUUCCGCUCUGAGCUGCGAGAUAAGGCCCUAGAGCUUGGGGCAAAGUACCGGCCAGACUGGACCCAGGACAGCACGCAUCUCAUCUGUGCCUUUGCCAACACCCCCAAGUACAGCCAGGUCCUAGGCCUGGGAGGCCGCAUCGUGCGUAAGGAGUGGGUGCUGGACUGUCACCGCAUGCGUCGGCGGCUGCCCUCCCGAAGGUACCUCAUGGCAGGGCCAAGCUCCAGCAGCGAGGAGGAUGAGGCCUCCCACAGCGGCAGCAGUGGAGAUGAAGCCCCCAAGCUUCCUCGAAAGCGCCCCCAGACCAAAACCAAACCCACUCAGGCAAUGGGACCCAGCUUACCCCAGAAGCCCCCAUCCCCUGAAGAGACCAAAGCAGCCUCACCAGUGCUCCAGGAAGAUAUAGACAUUGAGGGGGAACAGUCAGAAGGACAGGACAACGGGGCAGAAGAUUCUGGGGACACAGAGGAUGAGCUGAGGAGGGUGGCUGAGCAGAAGGAACACAGACCACCCCCUGGCCAGGAGGAGAACGGGGAAGACCCGUAUGCAGGCUCCACGGAUGAGAACACGGACGAUGAGGAACACCAGGAGCCACCGGAUCUGCCAGUCCCUGAGCUCCCAGAUUUCUUCCAGGGGAAGCACUUCUUCCUUUACGGGGAGUUCCCUGGUGAUGAGCGGCGGAAACUCAUCCGAUAUGUCACGGCCUUCAAUGGGGAGCUUGAGGACUAUAUGAGCGACCGGGUUCAGUUUGUGAUCACGGCACAGGAAUGGGAUCCCAGCUUUGAGGAGGCCUUGAUGGAUAACCCCUCCCUGGCAUUUGUUCGUCCCCGAUGGAUCUACAGUUGCAACGAGAAACAGAAGUUACUUCCUCACCAGCUCUAUGGAGUGGUGCCACAGGCCUGAAGUAUGUGCUACACACACACACACACACACACACACACACACACACACACACACACACACGAUGCAUUUAAUAAAGAUGAGUUGGUUUGGAGCAGCUGCCUAUUCUCACCCAGGAGUCUCCCAAAACGCUAAGAGGCUCCCUGGGACCUGGGGAAGAAUGCUGGGCACCUCCAUCAGAGAUCUAGUAGAGAAUGAA
Molecule: messenger RNA, 2373 nt
Organism: Chlorocebus sabaeus (green monkey)
Lineage: Eukaryota; Metazoa; Chordata; Mammalia; Primates; Cercopithecidae
Source: RefSeq, a predicted model, not a curated record